AUGACAGUUUCACAACAGUUGGUUUUCCUCUUUUUGUGUAUCGGAAUGUUUAUGAUUUCAUCAGUUAGUGGGCAUGCUAGAUGGAAAUAUCCAACACCAAGAACAUCAGAUUCUGGAUUAAAAAGUUAUCCAUGUGGAGGUGUUGAAUUCUUUGGAAAUGGUCAACCAGUUACAAUUCUUCAACCAGGAAAGCAAAUUCUUCAAUUUGAAGAAACAAUUUCACAUACAGGAGCUCCCUUUCGUAUUGCACUGAGUAUCAACUCUGAUUCCAAUUAUGAAAAGUACAUUUUGAUCGAUCACAUUCCACACAAUGAUCAAUCAGACAGUAGCUCUCUAAAAGUUUACCAAUAUUUAGUUGACAUUCCAAAUAUCAAAUGCCAAAAAUGUUCCAUCUCAUUAACCAACCCAAUGACUGAUAAACAAUCAGGUUGUUGUUCCUAUCCAACCACAAAAACAGGCAACUCAGAAUUAUGUGGAAGUGUCUAUCACAGCUGUGCUAAUAUUCAAAUUAAUGGAACUGUGGAAUUGAGUAAUUUCAAGUACAAUUAUACAGGACCAUGUGGGGAUUAUACACAAGAAAGUUCGAGUUGGACAAAACAAUCUGAUGAUUCAUGGAAGUUAGAUAACAUGUAUACUGGUUUUUACGUUCCACCAACAUCCCAACAAUGCUCACGAUUCAAAAUUAGCUGUAAUGAAACUUACCCUGAGGUUUCGAAUAACUCUCAAAAUGGAAAUUCUAAUAAUGAACCAAAAACCACAAUUUCCAACUGUAUUCCAUCAAGUUGUGUUGCACCCUUCGUUUUUUAUUUCAUGAUUGUGCUCUUCGUACUUUUAAAUAUUAACUGA
Naegleria gruberi is the source of this 846-nucleotide messenger RNA. RefSeq lists its product as uncharacterized. The transcript has 3 exons. The record is from RefSeq and is a predicted model, not a curated record. The coding region runs from base 1 to 846 and encodes 281 amino acids. NCBI's taxonomy places the organism in Eukaryota, Heterolobosea, Eutetramitea, Acrasida, Naegleriidae.